AGCGUCUGGGCGGCGGGGUUGCUGGCCUUCCCGUAAGAGCUCAGAGGAAGGAGAGAAGCGGCCGACACCGUGCAGGGCGCUACGCCCCGGGAAGCCGCCUUGGAUAGCGCCACCCGCUGCUCGAGGCUGCCCGCCGCUGAGACCAGGGCCAGGCCGCGAACACAGUCUCCGUGUUGGGUGCGGUGCCUCGGGGCUUCCAGAGGCUGUCAAGCCCUAAAGCCUAGUGGCUCGGCGGUGACGCCCGCCCAGCUGGGCCAUGUCAAAAGGCUCUGGUUCUGCCCCGCUGCCCUCGACCCCGGGGUCCCGGAAACUCGUGCCCCGGAGCCUCAGCUGCCUCUCGGACAUGGAUCGACGACCCUGCAGACCCCCGGGCUGCGACCCUCGGCUGCGGCCCAUCAUCCAACGACGCUCGCGCUCGCUGCCCACCUCCCCCGAGCGCCGUGCCAAGGCUGCGGGAGCCCCGGGCGCCGCGUGCGGAGCUGGCUGCAACCGGCAGGUCCGGGUGCGCUUCGCUGACGCGCUGGGCCUGGAGCUGGCGCAGGUCAAGGUGUUUAACGCAGGCGACGAUCCGUCCGUGCCGCUGCACGUGUUGUCGCGCCUAGCCAUCAACUCAGACCUGUGCUGCAGCAGCCAGGAUCUGGAGUUCACGCUGCAGUGCCUGGUUCCCGACUUCUCGCCGCCCAUCGAAACCCCAGGCUUCGGAGAACGCCUGGCACGCCAGCUUGUGUGCCUGGAACGUGUCACCUGCUCUGACCUGGGCAUCAGCGGCACAGUGCGCGUGCGCAACGUGGCCUUCGAGAAGCAGGUGACGGUGCGCUACACCUUCUCUGGCUGGCGCAGUGCGCAUGAGGCAGUGGCGCGCUGGAGAGGACCUGCAGGUGCUGAAGGUACCGAGGACAUCUUCGCCUUCGGCUUUCCAGUGCCUCCCUUCCUGCUGGAGCUCGGCUCCCAGGUACACUUCGCACUGCGCUAUGGCGUAGCUGGUGCUGAGUACUGGGACAACAAUGAUGGUCGCGACUAUAGCCUUACUUGUCGCAGUCAUGCCUUGCACAUGCCACGCGGGGAGUGCGAGGAGAGCUGGAUUCACUUCAUCUGAGCUGCGGGCUGUGAACCAGGAGCUUCCAUCUCUGCAGACCUGCAGACACUUCCCCACCAGUGCAGCUCUCUGAGCGGCCAUCUCCCAUCCCAGCCUUCCUUCCUAGUGGUCUGGCCUAAUUUUUCACUGUGAAGCCCUGCGGCGGUAGCCUGGCCUGUCUUGUAGUGAAUUCUCUUGAGAGCCUGGCGGUCAGCCUGUGUAACACGUUGUUGGGGGGGGGGGCAGAUGCACGGGAUUGUGGUCCUUAAUUUCAGUAGGACCCAGGUCAGUGUUUUGCAAGAAAGGCCUUUUGCAUGUCUCCUCUAUGUGUCUGAAUAUAAGUAGCUGUUAUUUAUUAUUGUGAAGUUAGACUUCCACCCAUGGAGAAUGCUUUCUCAGGAAUACUCUAAUCAGCUUAGAGGAGGCCUGCUAUCUGUUUUCACCCACCGUAAUAAUUGUACAGAUACACAGUGUGGCCUGCAUUAUGGUCCCUCGAGGCAUUUCUGCCCUGGGACGGUGAAAAUCUGAGACCAUGUUUGCUUGCCAAUGUCUGUAGCCUUCCAACAGUAGAAACUAUUAAUAGCGAAGGAACUUGCAGCUCAUCUGUCAUCACACAACCAUUUCUGGGCUUCGAGGCUGCCCUGGUUAGGCGAUGCCUCCCACAUCAACAGCUGGGGAGGAGUGGACAGAAAAGCUUCCAACCAUGCAACUUAGCCCAGAUAGCCCUUUCUCUUCAGGGACUGCCUGUUCACACAUUUGUCUUCUACUGGUCUGGUUCUGGGUCUGCUUGUUAGCAGGGCAUAUAUAAAUAUAUAUAUAUUUUGAAACUACCUGAGCCUUUAAAAAGAUCUUGCCUUAAGUAUUUUACGUUUUCAAGUGGCCACAGGGAUUCAGGCAGGCAUGUCCUUCCCGGGGACCUUUUUCCACGAAAGAAGCAACAUUUUUAUUUCUAAGUAUGGAAAGAUUCCAGGAUUCAUAUUUUAGAAGUCAGCUUCCAAAUGAACCUGGGUGGUUCUCAGAAUUAGCCAAGGUACUGGAGGAAAAACAGCUCGUGGAUUUUUAUUCUCCUAAUGUGUUUUAAAUUUGUUAUGUCAGGUUUAACAGAUACCACUUCAUUCUUUGUGCCUUCGGUUAGGAAAGUUGCUAACAUUUUUUUACGGGCUUAAUUCCCAGUUUUAAAAUGUUAUACUUUAAAAAAAACCAAACAACAACCAAAAUCUCCAGACCACUCACUGGUCCCUGCAGGGUGCGCCUGCUGUUUAAAGCCCCCAUGAAGAGGCUUGCAAAUAUUUUUGGUGCUGAACUCUGGUCUCUCCGACAGCAGGUGCUAGAACUGUGGUGGACAAGACCUGCAAGAUGUGACUUUUGCUUUUGAGACGGUGGAUGUCCUGUGACAGAUUGACUUGGUGACACUCGUGGCGAGCGUGGUGCUCGUUAAACCGUCAUGGCCGGAGAUGCAUUUUACCCUUGAACCCAUUAGGUUUUGAUACUUGAAACUUCUGCCUUUUAAAAAUUCCAAGAACAGUGUUGGGCUCCUCUGCUACCUUUCUGGACUGAGAAAAGUUCUGACGUAAAAUGCCACAAUAAAACCACCCUGCCUUUGGCUGUGAGGGCUCUGCACUGUGUUAGCAUUCAGGAGUGAGAAGCUCCCAGUGGCAUUUCCCUCAUUGCUUAACAAACUGUUCAAUUAGGUCAGCAAACCCUCCCCCCCCGCGGGGGGGGGGGCUCAUGGCAGCUCUGUCCUCGGCCCCUAUCCAGAGGGCAAGAGAAUCGUCCAGACUCUUCAAGUCAGGCCAGAAAUUUGGGGAGCACUGAUGUUCAGGAGCACGUAGAGAGUUUUACAGUCCGUGGGAAAGCCCCUCACUGGUCCGCAGGUUCUGGUUACAGAAAAGUAAAUGACGCAUCAUCAAAACUAAAAGAACCUGAAGGUGCCUUUAAGACACAUCAGCUCUAAGAGAUAGUUCUGCUUGGUUAAAUAAAUAAAUGAAUAAAUAAAUAAAACGCUGUAGAGAUAAUUCAGGGUGAACUUUCUGACCCUAAGACACACUUUAGGCCUGUUGAGAUGUUAAAACUGUGUUUGUCAAUUGUGCACUCGCUGAGUUGUGUUUUACUGCCUGUCACUUCAAGUUGUUUUACUCGAGCCUGAAUAUUAAAACGUGAAAAAAAAAAGUCCCUUUGUUAAA
This is a messenger RNA of Mus musculus (house mouse), 3258 nucleotides long. It is a transcript of the gene Ppp1r3d, whose product is annotated as protein phosphatase 1, regulatory subunit 3D. The transcript has a single exon. Bases 257 to 1096 code for a protein of 279 amino acids. Gene Ontology annotation, molecular function: phosphoprotein phosphatase activity. The record is from RefSeq and is marked validated. NCBI's taxonomy places the organism in Eukaryota, Metazoa, Chordata, Mammalia, Rodentia, Muridae.